Messenger RNA from Camellia sinensis, 1428 nucleotides. RefSeq names its product caffeic acid 3-O-methyltransferase. Gene Ontology annotation, molecular function: O-methyltransferase activity; protein dimerization activity. NCBI's taxonomy places the organism in Eukaryota, Viridiplantae, Streptophyta, Magnoliopsida, Ericales, Theaceae. The record is from RefSeq and is a predicted model, not a curated record.
CUUGCAGAACAUAUUGAGAGUAACAGCAUAAAAUUCUUCUUCUUCGUUUUUGAAAAAAUGGAACCUUCAGCAAAAACGAAUUUGGGAAAAAGUUCAACCUCCUCAAAUUACAAUGAUUAUCAUGUUAAUAAUGAUGAAGAAAACCAGCACUGGUCCUAUGCCAUGCAACUGGCUAGCUCCUCUGUGCUUCCCAUGGUGAUGCAAGCAGUGGUCGAGCUAGACGUGCUGGAGAUCAUGGCCGAGGCGGGUCCCGGUACUCACCUUUCUGUGUUGGAGAUAGUGUCGCGGAUUCCCACUCGAAAUCCUGACGCAACCGCCAUGCUGGAUCGGAUGCUCCAGCUCCUGGCCAACCACUCUGUGCUCACUUGCUCCGUCCAGCCAACUUCUGCGGUUGUCAUAAAUAAUAGCAGCGGCAGCAGUGACGGUGGACGGAGGUUGUAUGGGCUGGCACCUGUGGCCCAAUACUUUGUUAGGAACAAAGACGGAGUGUCAUUAAGGCCCCUCAUGUCUAUGCUUCAGGACAAGGUUUUCAUGGAUAGCUGGUACGAGCUAAAAGGGGCAUUUGUGGAUGGAGGCAUUCCAUUUAACAGGGUGCAUGGGACACAUGCAUUUGCCUAUUGUGGUAAGGACCCAAGAUUCAAUGAUGUUUUCAACAAGGCAAUGUGCGACCACACAAACAUAGUUAUUAGAAAAAUCCUAGAAUCCUACAAGGGUUUUGAGCAACUCAAACAUCUUGUUGAUGUCGGUGGUGGUCUCGGUGUCGCCCUCAACAUCAUCACCUCCAAAUACCCAUCUAUUAAGGGUAUUAAUUUCGACCUGCCCCAUGUUAUCCAACAUGCCCCAACCUAUCCUGGUGUGGAACAUGUUGGGGGAGAUAUGUUUGUAAGUGUUCCCAAAGGAGAUGCCAUUUUCAUGAAGUGGAUACUUCAUGAUUGGAGUGAUGAUCACUGUUUGGAGCUGCUAAAGAAUUGCCACAAAGCUCUACCAGAGAAUGGAAAGGUUAUUGUAGUUGAAGGAAUUGUUCCAUUGGCACCACCUGAUAAUACUAUGGCUGCUGCUUCUGCUGCAGCAAAAGUGAUUUCCCAAAUCGACAUGAUCAUGUUGACUCAAAACACUGGUGGGAUGGAGCGAACGCAACCUGAGUUUCAGGCCUUGGCUGCUGAAGCUGGAUUUACUGGCAUUCGAUUCGAAUGUUUUGCCAGCAACUUCUGUGUCAUGGAGUUUUAUAAGUAGGUGGAUUAUUAGACUCGACCUAAUAAACUUUUAUUAUUCCUGUGUGAGAUGGUUUUCCCAUUAGGGUUUUCCAUGUUAUUUGUGUGUCUUGUGUUUUGAUCUUUGUUCUUUGAAUUGCAAAUCAUAUGGUCGAUUUCAUAAUGUUUGGAUAUUUCAUAUAUUGAAUAAACAAUUACGGAAAUUUUAUAGGAUGUA